GUUCUUUGAAGAGCCUCAGUGUUGUUUACGCCGCCGAGAGGUUCGCGAAACGAGAUCGGAGCGGUGCCCAAGGGAACACCGGGCGUCAUGCUCCCGAAACUUUUCCCUUUAGAUCUCAGUGGAGUGCUACAAAAUAUUUACAUUUUAGUUUAAUCGAGUAACUGAAAAAUGAAUAAAGAAGAGGAGGAUGAGAAAAUUACAUGGAGCUGCUGGCUCCGAACGCUAUUUGCCUGCAGCGGAGCGAUGUUGUGCUUCAUUUUUUCGGGAGUAACAGAGGCUCAAUCAUCUACUCUCUUGCCUCAACUCAAAGCUAAGGACAGUAUAAUCCAUGUCACGCCAGAGGAGGAAACCUGGAUAGCUAGUCUUGGCAUCUUGAUGGCACCAAUCGCAUCAGUGGUUGUCGGCCCAACUAUAGAUCUGAUUGGACGAAAAAAAGGGCUACUGUUCUUCUACCUCGAUAUGGGUGUUGGUUUCACCAUAAUAGCUUGUGCCACGGAGGUGUGGCAUAUUUACGUGGGUCGGUGUGUUUGCUCUUUUGCCAUUGGUAUGGAGGUGGCAGCAGUAGUGUAUUUCGCGGAGACAUGCACAAAGAAGCAGCGGAGCGUACUGCUCUCGAUCAUCUCGGCGUCGUUCACGUUCGGGGUGUCCCUGACGUACUUCGUCGGCGGCUACCUCCCCUGGAACGUCGCCUCGGGUGUCUUCGCUCUCGGCUGCUUCCUCUACUUCCUCAUCCAGCUCCUCGCCCCGGAGUCCCCCGCCUGGCUCUACAAGAAGGGCGACAUCGACGCCUCCAAGCGGAGCCUCCAGAGGCUCGGAAGGAGCCCCUCCGGCAUCCUCCGGGAACUAGAAAUGCUCCGGCUAUCCUCCAAGGAGCAGUCUGAAAAGUUCCAAUUUAAGGUAUUCCUGGAGCCGACUGUGUGGAAACCCUUCCUUAUCAUGUGCAUCUUCCACAUCCUCCUGAACCUAUCAGGCGUCUUCCACAUCAUGUACUACACCCUGGACUUCAUCGAGCGGCUGGGCACGAGCUACGACCCUCUCACCGUCUCGAUCAUCAUCUCUGUGACGAGGGUGAUCUCAUGCAGCACGGUCGGCAUUUACUCCACCGCCUACGUGGGGCGGAAACCGGCCACCAUCGUCUCUAGCAUCCUCAUGACCCUCUCUUUCCUGAGUGCAGGCGUGUACGAGUACGUUUUCCAAGACACGCCCGUCGGACAGAAACCCUACGAGUGGGUACCCAUCGUCCUCCUCAUCUCCAACCUUGUCAGCGGCAUCCUGGCUGUGGCCAUACUCCCGUGGCUCAUUUCUGGAGAGCUCUUUCCGCUCCAGAUCCGCGGAUCGAUGAACGGGGCUGUAUACGUAUUUGGGACGAGUCUCAUGUUCGUAUCCAUCAAGCUCUACGCCGUGUGUUUGGAGGUUUUCCAGAUGUGGGGGCUGCUUCUGGUGUAUUCCUUGGGGUCCUUUUUGGCGAUUCUCUUCGGAAUAUUCGUCCUGCCUGAGACGCAGAACAAGACUCUGCUCGAGGUCGAGAGAGGGUUCCUGCCCAAAAAUCGCAGGGACAUCGCACCUAGCCCGAAUGCGGAAGCCACGAAGAAUUGCGGGGAUACUAGUCAAAGCGAGGCGGGGUUGGAAAGGAGAUGAUAUUGCGAGAAAGACAAAAAUGCAGCACUGUGUCGCACUGCAUUUGGAUCAACUUAGCCACUAGAAUAGGUCUGAACUAGAAAUUAAGUAAUAGAAUGAUAGAAUAGUGCUGGGUCCACACUAUUCUGCGGGAAAAUCGUCAAGACAAAUAUUUUCAAAAAUUAUAGCGUUUUGGCCUGGAUUUCCCCGGAGAAUAUUGUGGAUCCAAUACUUAGCACGUUUCUACGGUCAGUAACAAACUCACAUUAUUUGGGCCACAUUUUUAAUGCUGUUUUGUUCUCCAGAUAUCAAGAUUGCAGGUUUUCUUUUCAAAAUAUUACGUAGGAAAUGACUCUGGGAACGAAAAGUUUCGAGAUCAACCUCGAAACGAGACACUAACAAAUAUUUUCAACACACAUCAAUUGAAAGGUGGAUCAUUCAAAUGACGUGAAAGAGUUGAAUUUAGGACUUUCCGCUGUGCGAUUCGUUUUUCUCGUGAAAUUUUGAAGGGAAAACAUGUUGCUUGCCUCUGUAAUUCUUACCUUUGUCUAGAGGCUAAUUAUUCAGUAAGGAACUGCUCGUCCGCAGGAGUGCCUAUCUACAUAGAGAAGCUGACGGCACUUACGCUGUUUCUUAAUUGGACGUAUUUCAUCCAAACAGACCUAUGUGGAGGUGAGGAAUAUGGGGUGUGCUCCUUAGUUCUCUGGCCGUAAGAGUGAAUGAGAAUAAUAAAGCGCCAGUGACGUCAGCGGCAACGAACGAGGGUGGGCGCGGAGGCGGGGACAUAUUCGUCGGGGCACUAUAACUCAUGAGCCCUGUUCACAACGCUCUCUUGCCAUGCCCACGGCUCACGAGUUCCGCAUUCAGUUGGCACAUAGGUCUCUUUGAUAGACUGUAAAAUCCCGCUUUUCCAAUUCUACAAAAGGAAUCACGCCCACUUUUACAUUGCUUCUUAUGCAGCUUUCUAGAGCACAUCCCAUAUUUCUCACCUCCACAUAGGUCUGUUUGGUAGAAAUACGUCCCAUUGAGCCAGGAAUGGUGAUUCCGUUUCACUAAAUUUGGUCCAUUUUGAACAAAUUGUAGGCAAAUAUGAGGUAAAAACAUCAAAUUAAGAAAGAGCACAGCUUGUGAAAAUUACUCAUUAAAAAUGAAGAGCUGGUAAUUCUUCCAAGUUGAAAAUCACGCGUGAAAAAACUAGCUCGCGAAGAAAAACUAGCUUGCGGCGAAAUCUGACUCGCGACGCAAAUACUAGUUUGCGAAGAAAUAACCUCGAAUACAAGUAGGUACUGAAAUUCAGUUCAUGGCACACCUAAAUUUCGGUCCUGAGACUCAAAUUUCAGCUCAGAUAUCCGAAAUCUCUAGUGGUGGAAACGAGAACUAAUAAACUGGCCAAUGUGGAAAUUCGAUUAACUAGACUGAAGUUCCAUUUUAUGACUGAUAACUUAAGUUCCACGGACUAACAAAAGCGUCUCGUAUGAACCCAAUUUAUUUCGCCGUGCAGGUACAUAAUGAGAAAGAUAAGUAUUCGUGGAAAAUUCGAAAUGAGAACUGGAUUUUUUUGCCUUUGUGAAAAAUACUAUACAGCAUUCUCUUUC
Molecule: messenger RNA, 3212 nt
Organism: Bemisia tabaci
Lineage: Eukaryota; Metazoa; Arthropoda; Insecta; Hemiptera; Aleyrodidae
Source: RefSeq, a predicted model, not a curated record